Triplophysa dalaica is the source of this 4350-nucleotide messenger RNA. It is a transcript of the gene cntn3a.1, whose product is annotated as contactin 3a, tandem duplicate 1. Gene Ontology annotation, molecular function: protein binding. The coding region runs from base 374 to 3457 and encodes 1027 amino acids. The transcript is spliced from 23 exons. The record is from RefSeq and is a predicted model, not a curated record. Gene Ontology annotation, biological process: cell-cell adhesion; axon guidance. Gene Ontology annotation, cellular component: axon; plasma membrane. Lineage: Eukaryota; Metazoa; Chordata; Actinopteri; Cypriniformes; Nemacheilidae.
GUGAAGGCACCGAGUGGGUUCACGCGCGUUACGCGUGGCGCAGUGUUUGGAGUGGAUCAUAUCAGCGCGUCUGAACCGGUUUGUUCUACUUCUGGUUCGCUUUUGAACAGUCCAGUGGGGUGUUACACGUCUGAAAAGGUUCAGUGGAGUAUCUUGGGCUUUGGGAGGCAGAAAAAAGAGCAAAAGCUCGAAGGUAAGGGACUAUGAUGUUGAGGAAUGGCUGAAGAGAAGAUGCUGAUGUUACAGCGCCGAACGCGAAGAUGCUAAACGCAGAGUGAAGUGAAACGGGGCACAGAGUUUCCAGUCUGGACAAAGGCGGCAUUCUAUUUACCUUGAAUUGAAUGUGAGCUCCUGCUGACCUCCAAUAUUUGAAAUGGGGUUGUCAUGGAAACUGCUGGUGUUGCAAUUAUUCAUGUGGCGCCUUUCAGAAGGCAGCGGUCCUCUGAGGCCCGUGUUCACCAAACAGCCGGGGAGUGUCGUCUUCCCUCUCCAUUUUAAUGAGCCCAGUCGGGAGGUCACCUUCAACUGUGAAGCCCAGGGACAUCCACCCCCGUCCUACAGGUGGAAAAUGAAUGACAGCUUCAUUUCUCCUCAACCUGGCUCUCGAUACAGCAUCUCAGGAGGAAACCUGCGAAUUAGCCAGCUCAAUAAAGAAGAAGAUGCUGGUAUUUACCAAUGUCUGGCCUCAAACUCUUUCGGGACCAUUGUCAGCAGAGAGGCUAGUCUCCACAUCGCCUAUCUGGAGGAGUUUAAAACUCAGAGGAGAAGUCCAGUGAAUGUCAGAGAGGGCCAAGGUGUGGUUCUCCUCUGUGGUCCCCCACCAUAUAUGGGAGAGUUGACCUUUUCUUGGAUUUUCAAUGAAUAUCCCUCAUUUGUGAAGCAGGACACGCGCCGCUUCGUGUCACAGAAAACCGGCAACCUGUACAUCGCUAAAGUCGAACCCUCGGAAGUUGGAAACUACACUUGUGUCGUCACCAACACGGUGACCCAGACCACAGUACAGGGACCUCCUACGCCACUUGUGCUCCGGAGUGAUGGCAUCAUGGGUGAAUAUGAGCCAAAAAUUGAAGUUCAGCUCCCUGAAAUCUUGGCUGUUGCUAAGGGGUUAACAGUGAAACUGGAGUGCUUCGCUUUGGGAAAUCCAGUUCCUGUGAUCAGCUGGAGAAGAACAGAUGAAAAUCCGUUUCCCAGAAAAGUGGAUGCCAAUAAGUCCAGUGGAGUGUUGGAGAUCCCUUAUUUCCAACAGGAGGAUGCAGGACAAUAUGAAUGCGUGGCUGAAAACUCCAGAGGCAAAAACGCUGUGAAGGGACGCCUUUCAUUCUUUGCUCCCCCUCAUCUGCUGGAGAAGCCCCAGGAUGUGAAGAAAGCUAUUGAUGAAUCUUUGCUGUGGGAGUGUAAGGCGAGCGCCAAGCCCAAACCUUCCUACAGGUGGCUGAAGAACGGAGAACCGCUGGAGUCAUUUGAGGACCGAAUCCAGGUGGAGAACGGUGCAUUGUCCAUCAGCAGUCUGACUCUGUCAGAUACAGGGAUGUACCAGUGUAUCGCUGAGAACCGGCACGGCCGAGUGUUUGUUAACGCUGAACUCAGAGUCAUCGCAGUGGCUCCCGAUUUCUCCGACAGCCUGCUGAAGGCACAGACAUUGGCUCGGCAGGGCGGGGAUGUUUUGAUUGAGUGCAGACCCCGCAUGUCCCCACGUGGCAUGAUCUCCUGGAGGAAAGGCAAAGAAGCCCUGCGAGAGAGCCACAGGGUCUCUGUGCUGGAUAAUGGCAGUCUCCGGAUUUCCAACAUCACCAAACUAGAUGCAGGUCUAUACACUUGUGUGGCGAGAAACCAGUUUGGAGUGGCAAGCAGUGCUGGCACACUAGUGGUGAAAGAGCCAACAAUCAUCAUUUCUAGAGCCACCCAGCUGGACGUUACAGUGGGAGAGAGUGUUGUCAUUCCGUGCCAGGUGACUCGUGACCCCUCCCUUGAAGUGAGAUUCACAUGGUUCUUCAAUGAGCAGCUGAUCAAUUUUGGAAGCCAUGGGGGGUACUUUGAAAAAGUUGGUGGGACGUCUGCUGGUGACAUCAUGGUUCGUAACAUUCAGCUGAGGCAUGCUGGGAGAUACACUUGUGCCGUACAGACUAAAGUAGACAGUGCGUCCAUAGCGACAGAUGUGGUGGUACGAGGUCCCCCUGGCCCACCGUUGGACAUCAGAGUUGAUGAGAUCACAGAAACAACAUCCUUUGUGUCGUGGCGUCCGGGCCCUGAAAACCACAGUCCUGUCUUUGCCUACAACAUCCAGACCAGAAGUCCCUUCUCUCUGGGGUGGCAGGCUGCCAAAACAGUGCCAGACUCUCUUGGAGGAGAUCAGCUGACGGCUCUUGUUGUGGAGUUGAGUCCAUGGGUGGAAUGUGAGUUCAGAGUUCUGGCCACCAACUCUAUAGGCACCGGGGAACCCAGCAAACCCUCACAAAAAAUAAAGACCAAAGAUUCAUUGCCAAGGACGACCCCGGCCAGGGUUAGCGGAGGAGGCGGCAGUCGCUCUGAGCUUGUCAUCACAUGGGAGCCGGUUCCUGAAGAGCUGCAGUGUGGUCCAGGGUUCGGCUACGUGGUGGCUUUUCGUCCUCUUGGUGGUCAGAACUGGAUGCAGGCGGCCGUGACCUCCCCUGAUGCAUCUAGAUAUAUCUUCAAAAACGAGAGCAUUCCUCCAUUCUCUCCGUUUCAAGUGAAAGUGGGCGUUUAUAACAACAGAGGAGAAGGUCCUUUUGGACCGGUGACUACUAUAUACUCUGCAGAGGAUGAGCCGAGUCGCGCCCCCAGUCGAGUCCGUGUCAAGAGCCUGUCAGCCUCAGAAGUAGAGGUCGGCUGGAAGCCUCUACCAUGGAGCACCAGCAGGACACGCGUAAUGGGUUAUGAGCUGAGGUACUGGAGUACAAAAGACAAACCGGACACAGCCAGUGUAAUGAGGACUGUGGGAAACAGGACAUCAGCUGUUAUUCGUGGACUUGACCCCAGCAGCACAUAUUACAUCAAACUUAAAGCCUACAAUAGUGCUGGUGUUGGGCCUGACAGCGCUGAGGUCAACGUCACUACUAAAAGACCCCCACCGAGCCAGUCCCCAGCGAAAGUCAUGUGGAAUACCACAGACUCCAAACUCAUCCUCAAAUGGGACCGAGUCAAGGCACUGGAAAAUGAAUCUGAAGUUAUGGGAUAUAAGGUCAUGUACAAACCGAGCAGACAGAUUCGGCCCAACGUGGUGGAGACUAACAGCACAUCUCUGGAGCUCUCUUUACCUAUGGAUGAGGAUUACAUCAUCCAGAUUAAACCAGUGAGUGAGGGAGGAGAUGGGAGCAGCAGUCGACAGAUCACCAUUCCCAGGAUAGCAGUUGCACAUGCAAUUGGAUUAGCAACAGAGAGGAAAGCACUACCAUCGCUCUUAGCAGUAGCGUUCUGUACGGUGAGGACUUUAUUAUGACAGAAGAACUGGCGGAGAGAACAGUACAAACAUGCACCACAAGUGGAUCCACUUGAUGUUUCCUCUAACUUUUUCAAGAGGAAGAUUGCUUUCUCGGUUUCAAUUACUGACACCAAAGCUGCUGAGACAAUGGAGAAAACGUUAUUGAGUCGUUUUUGGAUAAAUGGAGUGAUUUCAUAUUGACAGAUGUUAAACGUGCGGUUUCCAUCGGAUGUUCAAGGUGCAUAAAAUUACAUGCGGUUCAUUAGGGAUUCGCAUGCAGGGAUGUGUUUUUGUCUAAGACGAAUCCUUAUUCAUCCAUUAGAUGCUUGGCAGUGGAGCACAACGCAAAUGCCUUUUCCAUAGCAACCGUGGGACUGAAUGAACUCCGUUGAAGAGGACCUCUACUGCCAUACCUCAUAGACAUUUUCCUUACCUGAUCGUCCUCAUCAACACACGAUCAGCUGUCCUCAGAUCAGACAGAGUUUACAGUCCCAAAAUGUUGACAUGGUCCCUGUCUGUUUGAAUGACAAAGUCAAUGCUGCUGGCCUUUAAGUAAACAGAAAAAGAGCUCACUGGCCACCCCUGUGUCGAACACUGGGACCUUUGUGUGACCUAGCGUGUGCCUCUUUGAUGAGAAACAGUAUGUAAGAUAUCCUCAGGACCAGAACAGCCUUAACUAGUUGUCAUUAUUUGUUCAAUUGUCAUGAUGUGUUCAAUUGUUAAUUUCCUUUAUUUUUCAGUUGAUUGUAAAAACAACAACAGCGUUUGUUAUUCCGUUGAGGUGCUUUCAAUAGGUAAUAUCGGUGGUCAUUGAAAUACCUAUGAAAUAAUGCUUACGUUCCGUUAUUUUCAAGCUGUUUAGCAUGAACUGGCUUUGUAGUGGCAGUAUUUGAAUGGACUGUCUGCUUUUA